AUGGCCGCCCACGGCUCAGAUCUCGACUACGACGAGGCGGACUCCUAUUACGCCCCCAACGCACGCUCGCGCUUUUCACGCGUCUCUCGCCCGCUAAUCGAUUCCGCUCGAAACGGGUGGCAGUCGAAUUCCAACCCCACCUACCACCCCCUCUCCUCUUCCCCCGAUGACAGGGACCCAGACUGUUUGCAAAUAGCCUGCUCUGUCGUCUCCGCGCCGCGAUUCCGCCGCUACGUCCUUCUCUACCUUACACUGUUCACGCUGUGCUGGACCGGCUGGACAUUCAUGAUGUCGCCGGCACUGGAGGAGCGAGAGACGCUGCAGCAAUCGCUGGACCCUACGAAGGCAGAUGUUGGCGGGUGGUUCGGCACGAAUUCCCGGCCACGGUUUGACGAACUGACACACAUUGCUUCCUUGGACCCUGCGCUGGUGCCUGGGCCCGAGACACAAGGGAGUAAGAGUGGUUCAAGGAGUCAGAAGCGAUUGAUUGUGGUGGGUGAUGUACACGGCUGCAAGGAAGAGUUGGUGAAAUUACUCGAUAAAGUCUCAUUCUCUCGCGAAGACGGCGACCAUCUUAUAUUUACCGGCGAUCUUAUCAACAAGGGACCCGACAGCGGAGGUGUUGUGGAUCUGGCGCGAGAACUCAAUGCCUCCAGUGUUCGUGGCAACCACGAGGAUCGGAUCCUUCUUCACCGGGGAAACAUCGAGGCGUCCAAGGAUUUUCCUGCCACCGAAAGCGAAAGCAAAGACAAUGAUGAAUUCUUCUCGUCAAAGGUGCUAGAUGAGCGUGCGCUGGCUUGUUCUCUUAGCAAUGAGCAGGUUGAAUGGUUGAACUCGUGUCCAGUGAUCUUGAAGGUUGGCCAGAUCCCCAACAUGGGCCAGGUGGUUGUGGUGCACGGUGGUCUAGUACCGGGCGUGGACCUCGAGAAGCAAGAUCCCUCGGCUGUGAUGAAUAUGCGGAGCAUUGAUAAGAAGACACAUGUGCCGAGCUCAGACACUGAAGGAGUAAAGUGGGAUAAGAUGUUUGACAAGCAUCAAUCUACGGUCUAUUCGAGUCUCAAGGCAACAUCCAAAGACCCUCGCUCGCAAACAACGACAGUCAUAUACGGACACUACGCCAAACAAGGUCUCAACAUCCGAGAAUACACCAAGGGCCUUGACUCCGGGUGCGUUAAGGGUGGCAAGCUCACCGCACUGAUCAUUGAGGAUGGCGGCAAGCAGAGCAUUGUACAAGUUCGCUGCCACAAGUACCUCAAGGAUUGA
Messenger RNA from Penicillium cinerascens, 1263 nucleotides. RefSeq names its product putative serine/threonine-protein phosphatase. Lineage: Eukaryota; Fungi; Ascomycota; Eurotiomycetes; Eurotiales; Aspergillaceae. Bases 1 to 1263 code for a protein of 420 amino acids. The record is from RefSeq and is a predicted model, not a curated record. Gene Ontology annotation, biological process: polyphosphate catabolic process. The transcript has 3 exons. Gene Ontology annotation, cellular component: cytoplasm. Gene Ontology annotation, molecular function: phosphatase activity; endopolyphosphatase activity.